CCCGGCCAGGGCGGGCGGAGCCUCCACCGCCGCCAAUGCGGGCGGGGCCGCGGCGUCUGCGCCGGCCCGGUCGUGCGGCCCAUCCGGCUGCCGAGGCGCCCAGACAUGUGGAGCCGCUACCGGGCGGCUGGGGGGCUGCUGAGCCGUGGCCGGUCUUUAGUUCAGAAGUCAUGGAGGUGGAGGAGCGUUCCAGCUGACGAACGAGCGCUGCGGUACCGGGUGGGCGAGCAAAUCCACGGGUUCACUGUGGAGCAGGUGACAGCUGUUCCUGAGCUGUUCCUGACUGCAGUGAAGCUUAGUCAUGAUGGAACAGGAGCCAGAUAUUUACAUGUGGCACGGGAGGACUCCAAUAACCUGUUCAGUAUCCAAUUCCGAACCACUCCACUGGACAGCACAGGGGUCCCGCACAUCCUUGAGCACACUGCGUUGUGUGGUUCUCAAAAGUAUCCUUGCAGAGAUCCAUUCUUUAAAAUGUUAAACAGGUCACUGUCCACUUUCAUGAACGCAUUCACAGCUAGUGAUUACACGCUCUAUCCAUUUUCAACACAAAAUCCCAAGGAUUUUCAGAAUCUCCUCUCAGUGUACUUGGAUGCAGCUUUUUUUCCAUGUUUGCGUCAACUAGAUUUCUGGCAAGAAGGUUGGAGGUUAGAACAUGAGAACCCAGCUGACCCCCAGACACCUCUCGUCUUCAAAGGAGUUGUUUUUAAUGAAAUGAAAGGGGCAUUUACAGAUAAUGAGAGGAUAUUUGCACAGCACCUGCAGAAUAAAAUCCUUCCUGAUCACACUUAUGGUGUAGUAUCUGGCGGAGAUCCAUUAUGUAUUCCUGAUCUCACAUGGGAGCAGCUUAAACAGUUCCAUGCUACGCAUUAUCAUCCGAGCAAUUCCAGAUUUUUCACUUAUGGUAAUUUUCCACUGGAGCAACAUUUGAAACAAAUACAUGAGGAAGCACUGGUAAAAUUUGAAAGAAUUGAAUCAAAUACUGACAUCCCAAGACAGAAACUCUGGGAAAAGCCUAGAGAACACAGUGUAACAUGUGGCUUAGACUCAUUUGCUGCCGACCCUUCCAAGCAGACAACUGUCAGUGUCAGCUACUUGUUGACAGAUAUUACAGACACUUUUGAAACAUUCACACUAAGCUUGUUGUCUUCACUGUUGGUUGAUGGGCCAAAUUCUCCUUUCUACAAAGCCUUGAUUGAGUCUGGUGUUGGUACAGAUUUUUCUCCUGAUGUUGGGUUUAAUGGCUCAACAAGAGAAGCUUAUUUCAGCGUGGGUCUACAGGGUAUUGCUGAAAGAGACAUUGAUACUGUGAAACAGAUAAUUGCUAGAACCAUUGAUGAAGUUAUAGUGAAAGGAUUUGAGGAAGACAGGAUUGAAGCUCUACUUCACAAAAUUGAAAUCCAGCUGAAGCAUCAAUCUACGAGUUUUGGACUUGCCCUGACAUCUUAUAUAGCUUCCUGCUGGAAUCAAGAUGGGGAUCCGGUGGAGCUUCUGAAGAUUGCAGAUAAAGUGUCUCGGUUCAGGCAGUGCCUUAAAGAAAAUCCCACAUUUCUUCAGGAAAAAGUUAAAACAUAUUUUAAGGAUAAUCCACAUAGACUGACCCUGUCAAUGAGUCCAGAGAAAGACUACCAUGAUAAGCAAGCAAAAUUGGAAGCAGAAAAGCUGGAAAAAAAGAUCAAUGCUCUUUCUGAAGAAGAAAAAACCCAAAUCUUUGAAAAAGGUUUGGAAUUAAUUGCUCUUCAGAGCAAACCUCAGGAUACCUCUUGUCUCCCAGCUCUAAAAGUGUCUGACAUUGAGCCCAAAAUCCCAUUCACUGUGCUGGAAACAACACUCACAGCUGAUGAAAUUCCUGUCCAGUACUGUGCUCAGCCAACCAACGGGGUGGUUUAUUUCAGAGCUGUUUCCAGCUUGAACACGCUUCCCGAAGAGCUCAAGCCAUAUGUGCCGCUCUUCUGCAAUGUCAUCACAAAGAUGGGAUGCGGAGCCCUUGAUUACAGGGAACAAGCCCAGAAAAUCGAACUGAAAACAGGUGGGAUGUCUGUCAGCCCACAUAUCAUUCCAGAUGAUUCACACCUGGAUGUGUAUGAACAGGGUGUGCUCUUUUCAUCUCUCUGCUUGGAUAGAAAUCUGCCAGACAUGAUGCGUUUGUGGAGUGAAAUAUUUAACAACCCCCGGUUUGAGGAGGAAGAGCAUUUCCGAGUGCUGGUUAAAAAGACUGCCCAGGAGCUGUCAAAUGGGGUUCCGGAUUGUGGGCAUUUAUACGCCUCUGUUAGAGCCAGCAAAAACCUCACGCCUUCUGGAGAACUGCAGGAAAUGUUCAGUGGGAUGGAUCAGGUGAAGUUAAUGAAGAGAAUAGCAGAAAUGUCCGAUAUUAAACCAAUACUGCGCAAACUGCCACGCAUUAAGAAGUAUUUAUUAAACAGUGACAACAUCAGGUGUUCAGUGAAUGCAGCACCUCAACAGAUAUCAGAAGCAUCUAAAGAAGUAGAGAAAUUUAUAAAAAGCAUUGGUAGAAGUAAAAAAGAGAGAAAACCUGUUCGUCCCCAUGUCAUUGAGAAAUCUUCUGAAGUCAGACCCAUGGGAAGCGAAAUGCUCACUGGCUUGCAGAUCACAAGGAAACUGGUUAAUGAUCCUACUUUCAAACCGUGCCAGAUGAAGACCCAUUUCGUACUGCCCUUCCCAGUGAACUAUGUCGGGGAAUGCAUUCGAACCGUUCCCUACACAGCUGCAGACUAUGCCAGCCUUCGAAUUCUUGCACAGUUGAUGACAGCUAAAUUCCUACAUAGAGAAAUCAGAGAGAAAGGAGGGGCUUAUGGUGGAGGUGCCAAACUUAGUCACAGUGGCAUAUUCACUUUCUACUCCUACAGAGACCCGAAUUCCUUAACGACCUUGAAAACAUUUGAGAAAGCAGUCGAAUGGGCCAAAUCUGGAGAGUUCACGCAGCAGGAUAUUGAUGAAGCUAAGCUAGCAGUAUUUGCUGCUGUAGAUGCACCAAUAGCUCCUUCAGAUAAAGGAAUGGGUCAUUUCUUGUAUGGGAUUUCUGAUGAAAUGAAGCAGUCACACAGAGAACAACUUUUUGCUGUCAACAGUGAUAACCUGGUUGAUGUAUCAAACAAGUAUCUUGCAGCUGGGAAGAGCACUCGUGGUCAAGCCGUACUUGGCCCAGAAAAUGCAGAUAUCACCAAAGAUCCCUCAUGGGUCAAAAGAUGAAUUGCUGCUGAACAUGCACGCUAAUACAGAACCAGCGAGUCUGUGUGACUACAUCAUUAGUUUUUUUGUAGUAACUUUUAACGUGCUAUGGUCCAACUUCUGUGUUCAUUGCCGCCUUGAACAGCGACCAACAAAACAGUUAAAAGCUGUCCGUUAAACAACUAUGUGAAAAAUUUUCUAACCAUCCAGUAGUUGAGAGCAAGAAUGAUUUGCUGUUAUGGCAAAGACAGACGUGAUAUUUUACUGAAGACUCACUCCCCCAAUUGCAUAUGAAUACUAUAUAAAUUAAUAUUUUUGUAUAUGUAAUACUCUAGAGUUUUAAAUGGUGUUUGUUUGAAAUUAUGUCUGCUGUUGGAUCUAUAAAGAACUGUCUCUCAUACAGA
This is a messenger RNA of Columba livia (rock pigeon), 3590 nucleotides long. It is a transcript of the gene PITRM1, whose product is annotated as pitrilysin metallopeptidase 1. Gene Ontology annotation, cellular component: mitochondrial matrix. Gene Ontology annotation, molecular function: metal ion binding; metalloendopeptidase activity. The record is from RefSeq and is a predicted model, not a curated record. Gene Ontology annotation, biological process: protein processing. The transcript has 27 exons. NCBI's taxonomy places the organism in Eukaryota, Metazoa, Chordata, Aves, Columbiformes, Columbidae. Bases 106 to 3207 code for a protein of 1033 amino acids.